This is a messenger RNA of Salvelinus namaycush (lake trout), 6165 nucleotides long. Its product is annotated as ubiquitin carboxyl-terminal hydrolase 42-like. Lineage: Eukaryota; Metazoa; Chordata; Actinopteri; Salmoniformes; Salmonidae. Gene Ontology annotation, molecular function: cysteine-type endopeptidase activity; cysteine-type deubiquitinase activity. The record is from RefSeq and is a predicted model, not a curated record. The coding region runs from base 108 to 4067 and encodes 1319 amino acids. The transcript is spliced from 18 exons. Gene Ontology annotation, biological process: protein deubiquitination; regulation of apoptotic process. Gene Ontology annotation, cellular component: cytosol; nucleus.
CGUAGGGAAAUUAGCUACGUCAUUGUUCACGGACUGACUACAGCUGGAAAUAGUACAUGGACAUGCACGAAUAAUAAUAUAUUUAUAAAAAAUUACAGCAAUGAACAAUGACCAUAGUUGACAGAUCUUCAGAGAAAUCUGACCUAGAGUCAGUCGGGUGCAAGCGCUCAGGAUCGCUGAACUUUCCCGGCGGUGACAGGAACGGGAUGGACAGUGGCUGCUCCAGCUGGGGGGCGGGGGGCCCCUCGUCCUCCGACACCCCCAGGGUGAAGACAGGGGGCUACAUGGGCCCCACCCCUGGAGCCACAGUCUACAGCAGCAGUGCAGACAGGCCCAAGGAGCAAGUGGUGCUGACCAGUGGGGACGGCAUCGCCCUGCCCCAGAAGGUGCUGUUCCCAGCCGAGCGGCUCAGCCUGAAGUGGAACCAGAUCCACCGCAUUGGAUCAGGUCUCCAGAACCUGGGAAACACCUGCUUCCUCAACUCAGCUCUGCAGUGUCUCACCUAUACCGCUCCCCUCACUAACUACAUGCUGUCCCGGGAGCACUCUAAAACAUGUCAUGAGCCUGGGUUCUGUAUGAUGUGCACAAUGCAGAAUCACAUCACCCAGGUCUUCGCCAACUCUGGGAAUGUCAUCAAGCCCAUCGGAGUCCUCAACGAGCUCAAACGGAUUGCAAAGCAUUUCCGCUUUGGCAGCCAAGAGGACGCCCAUGAGUUCCUGCGGUACACAGUGGACGCUAUGCAAAAGUCCUGCCUGCCUCUAAACAAAUUGGACAGGCAAACGCAAGCAACCAGUUUCAUCCAUCAAGUCUUUGGAGGGUAUCUACGGUCCAGAGUAAAAUGUUUCAACUGCAAAGCGGUCUCUGACACCUUUGACCCUUAUUUGGAUGUUGCUUUGGAAAUAAAGACUGCUCCCAGUAUCACAAAGGCUCUGGAACAGUUUGUUAAGCCUGAGCAGCUAGAUGGAGAGAAUGCCUACAGAUGCGCUAAGUGUAAGAAGAUGGUUCCAGCCUCUAAGAGAUUCACCAUCCACCGCAGCGCUAAUGUGCUCACCAUCUCACUGAAGCGAUUCGCCAACUACAACGGGGGCAAGAUCGCUAAGGACGUGAGGUAUGCUGAGUGCCUAGACCUGCGUCCCUUCAUGUCUCAGUCCCACGGCGAGCCCCAGGUCUACGUACUCUAUGCUGUCCUGGUGCACUCUGGCUUCAGCUGCCACGCUGGACACUACUACUGCUACGUCAAGGCUAGCAAUGGCCAGUGGUACCAGUUGAAUGACUCCUCUGUGUUGGUCAGUGACAUUAGGUCAGUCCUCAACCAGCAGGCUUACGUCCUCUUCUACAUCAGGUCACCUGAUCUGAAGAACGGAGGGGACUACAAUCACACGUGCCGGACCCCGGGGCCCCUCGGCCAGUCGUCCCCCCGCCCCAUCCUCACACCCCGGGUCAACAUUGGGCCACGGCACACCAACACUGGCUUCAUAGGGCCACAGCUGCCCCCACACAUGGCCAAGAACCUCUUUCACGUCAAUGGGAAUGGCUCGCUAAGUGACUACCCCUCUGGCUCUAAGCCCAGCACCAGCAGUGACAGCAGCAUGGGAAAGACUAGCUACAGCCCGCUCGCCACCUCUUCCUCCCAUCCUCUCAGCCGUCCCACAGGCAUCCCUGACCCCGCCAAGCGCCAGAAGCUCUCCUUCUUCAUCGGUCAGGGCAAACAGAUCCGCCCCUCAUCAUCCUCUUACGUCCAGCCGUCCUCUUCGUCACAGUCUACAUCAGACAUGUCUACGCCCCGGGAUCCCCACGUUAACGGCACUCCCUCCGGUAACAGAAACGGUCACGGGGCGUCGUUCCUGGUGCCGUACGGCCAGGAGUCGUCUGAGGAGUCGGACCAGGAGGGAGGCAGUGGUCUGGGGAAUGGCACGGCUAAGCCUCACAUUAACGGGAGGAAGGGAGAGACCGUCUACGGCCCCGUCCCCAGAGUGCUGGCCCUCAAGACCAACGGCAUCGGUAACGGCCAGGCUACCAUGCACCGUAACGGGACCAACAGCUUCUCCAAACUCAGCCAGAACGGACACCACAACAUCAAUGACAUCAAACACCCUGAGAAGAUCCACGGUAACGGUCAUGCGAUGUCGCCCGCUUUGGGUUCCAGCAUGUCUAAUGGGGCGGAGGCUCACCACAGUGGCCCAAGCAAAGAGGUGUAUUGCGCCACCCCCAGCCAGGCCAGCACCUCUCAAGGCCUGCACAGUGCCGACAUCGACAGCCGCCUCUCCCUCACCCCAGAGAAAAUGGCUAAAACUCACUCUGGCCCCCUCCCUCACCACGCACCAUCAGCCGCUGCUAAACCUCCAUCCUCAUUGGCUGAUGUUGGAGCUAAACCACUUACCGACGCCUUGAGGGAAUCCAGCUCCAACCUUGGGGUCUUAUUCCUCCAGCCCACCCCCCGCGCCCUCAGUACCCCAGUCGCCCCAGCCCUCUCCGGACCAGGCCUGGGAGCCACGAAAGGCCUCGGAGCCCCACACAGGGGACCUGGGGAGGACGUCAUAGAGACCCAGAACAGCCCAGCUGCAGGGCUGGAUGGAAAGCCCAGCUCCAAAGAGGGAAGAGACCAGAUGUACUCUUCCGAUCGGGAGGAGAAAGGCAGGUUGAACUCUUCCGAUCGGGAUAAGGAGAAAGGCAGGUUGAACUCUUCCGAUCGGGAUAAGGAGAAAGGCAGGUUGAACUCUUCCGAUCGGGAUAAGGAGAAAGGCAGGUUGAACUCUUCCGAUCGGGAUAAGGAGAAAGGCAGGUUGAACUCUUCCGAUCGGGAUAAGGAGAAAGGCAGGUUGAACUCUUCCGAUCGGGAUAAGGAGAAAGGCAGGUUGAACUCUUCCGAUCGGGAUAAGGAGAAAGGCAGGUUGAACUCUUCCGAUCGGGAUAAGGAGAAAGGCAGGUUGAACUCUUCCGAUCGGGAUAAGGAGAAAGGCAGGUUGAACUCUUCCGAUCGGGAUAAGGAGAAAGGCCGACUACAUUCUUCGGACCGCGAUAGGGAUCGAGACCGGCUGUACUCUUCUGACCGGGAUAAAGACGGAGAAGGGGAUAGGUACCACCGGGACAGGAGCCGUGAACGCAACCGGGACCAUGACUCAGACCGGCACCGGCGAGACCACCGAGACAGAGACUACCACCGGUCGUACCGGGACCGCUCGCUCAGCCGGGACAGACACCGGAACUGGGAGUCUGAGGCAUUCCUCUCACAGCGACGCUAUCACCCCAGAGAGAGGGACAGGGACCGCUGUCACCACCAUUACCACCACAGAACGAGAGAGGACAGGAAUAGGGACAGGAGGGAGCACAGCCACCACAGCCUCCCACACAGAGAGGAGCUUCAUGGACGCUCAAGGUGGAGGGAUGAAGGUAAAGAGAGGGGUUACCACCCUUCACAGGAGACCCCUCUGCCCACCCCACUGAGCUCCAGCACCAAGCCCAGUCAGUCCCUACCUCGCCCAGCCCUUUCCCCAGCCAGACCAGCCCUGGAGAAACGACCCGAGCCUCACAGAGAGGAGAGAAAGGACAGCUCUGAGGAGCGUCGGGCCAAGAAACCCAAGAAGAGCAAGAAGAAGAAGUCCAAGGACAGAGAGAGGCACCGAGAGAAUAGGACCUUUGACGUGGAUUCCUCUGACAGGGCAGCCGACGGCAGCAGUUCCUCCAAACACAAGAAAAGUAGGAGGUAUGACACUGACACGGAGGAUGAGAAGUCGGGGGGUGAGAUCCGCUCUACCCAGAGUUCCGAGGGGCACCGUGACCCCAAUGCCCCCCGGGAGGGUCGCAGGGCAAGCAGCAGCGACGAUGAGAGGGCGAGCAAGAAGCAACGUUACCAGGACGAUGGCUAUGACAACAGCUACCCCAAGAAACGGCAUCGCGCCGAUGACAACGACCGCUCCUUCUCCUCUCGUGAUGGAUCACCAACAGCAGCUCCUCAAAACGCAUCGCACUGCCACUUCAACAAACACACAGGUAAUGGCUUAGGUCAACCCAAUGGAAACUCCCACGAAUGUUCUACCAAUGGACUGUACAAUGACCUUAGACAGUAGAUUUUCUCUGUUCGACCAGAGACACAGAACAAUACUUGGAAUACUUUACUUUAAAUAUCAACCUUUAUAUAAAAGUGAAAUUCAACAGCAACAGGAAUGUCAUCCCAAAUAUUUGAACGUGGUGCUGUAUUAUUGGGAAUAUACUGUAUUUUUACCACAUGAGAAAUUAAGAUUACUAGAUUUUUUUUCAAAUUCACUCUUCAGCGGUGUACACUUGUCACUCAAUGUACAUUAUGAUGAAUAAGCUGCACAGUGGAAGACUCAGGACUUUGUUCAAACGAGACUUAUUCCUCCUCGGAGAACUGAUCAACUGGUGAAAUAAUCCAAAAAGAGGAAGACAAAUAGUUCUUGCCUAGGAGAUGAACUGUUUGUCACCAUUAUCCACAUAUCUGUAUAGGUGGAGGUAUAAAACCUCUCUCUGAUGGAGUGAGUAGUGUCUGGAGGAGACUGUUGUGACUACGUGUGUACUUAACACAACUCCACCUACCCUGGAGACUUCAGGACAGCUCUUUUUACUUUCUAAAGCCUAAGAUCAUCCCUCUGAAUCCUUCACAGGAGAAGAACGAUUUCCCUCCCUCUCACUGAGAUUUCCAAUUCUUUUAACUUGUUAUUCAAGCAUUUAAAAAAGCUGAACAAUAAUCAUGUUACCACUUAUGGCUUUGGACCUAUGUUUCUGCUUUUUUUUAUUUUUUAUUCUGUUUUCUAGCAUCCAUAAGAAAUACUGUGAAUUUAAUUUUGAACUGUACUAUCAGUUUUUUUUAUACAUAAGUCCUGUAUCAGGAAUACAAAUAGAGAAUAGUUUUGUUUUAGAGAAUUACCACGACGCAAUUUAGACCUUGUUCUAUGGACACAAGUCAGUGAAAUGGGUAGGAUGGUUUGCUUGGGUUUUUUUCUAACUAAAAAGACAACAUGUUCAUGUUAACACAUUUUUAGUUCUACAAUAGCAUGUCAAAUUUAUACAUUGUACAAGGUAUAUAAAAAGCCGUAAAUACAUUUGCUAAUGUCAAAGUAACUCAUCUUACAUUGUUUGUUGGAGUGAAAGCUGUUGAUUAACUGGGCAUGUACACACAGAUGGGAAUAGUGUCUGCCUUUGUAUUGGACGGAUGAAGUCCGUUCUCUGAAUUUUGGUAAAAUAUUUUGCAUAUGAGUGAUUGUUUAAUUGAUUGCUUUUAAGCUCGUCAGAUAAGACUGUUGAAACACUCUGGAUUCAAGGCCAACAGUCGUAAGGUCAUUUUUCAUAUUGUUUCCAGGUUACACAAUGACAGUGAGGGAGUUCAAACCAGGACCUGGGUACUCAGUUCAUAGUCACAUGUCAGACUGGUCAGUGACACAGGAGAAUAUCUGAACAUUCUAUUUUAUUCAAAAUCCUCACGAGUUGAAAGGCUCCUGCAAUGCUGAGAAUCUUGUGAACUUUUACACAACUUGGACCUGUAGAAAGUUCACUGAUCUGUCAGUCUCACCCUGGGGCGCUCUUUAGUCUGGAUCACUGAAGAGUUACAGAAUGCGCGAUAGAAAUAGAAAGGUAAUUUCCGAUUAAGCCGACAUGUGUGUUCACCGUACAUGCAGUCACCACUAACGCAGGAACAUUGCCUUUAAAUUUCAAUCAUGACACUGAACUUCAGCGAUACAGAUUGAGUAAAGCCCCUAGUGAGGAGUUGUUUCACCAUGUGAAACCCAGCUGGCUUGGCUGUUACGUCAUUAUCUGUUUAUCUUCCUCCAUUUGCUCUGAGGAGUUGGAGUUCUUCCACUGCAGUAUGUACUCUGUAAUGCUCAACUUUAAGCAGGUGUAGGCUAGCCAUAACUUUUACAUGCUACAGAAACACAAAUUAUAAACAUUAUGUACAGUGUAUAUACACACACAAUGUAAAGAUGAAAAAACAUUUUUGUAAUUAGAGAAAAUGUGAAAAACAAAUUAUUUAUAGCAGUGGACUUUGAAUCAAUACAUAAACUAGUUUUAGAUAACUGCCCCACAAACAUGACAAUGUAUUAUAGCUCUAAGACAAAAUGGCGUCACAUCUCCUUCACCAUAGAGAUCUCUCUGGCAUGGGCGUCUCAUUGUUAAACAGAAACUGAAAAAAAAUAAAAACCAUCCCUAUUG